Molecule: messenger RNA, 2253 nt
Organism: Striga asiatica
Lineage: Eukaryota; Viridiplantae; Streptophyta; Magnoliopsida; Lamiales; Orobanchaceae
Source: the annotation of a GenBank genome assembly
CGAGGAACAAGGGCGUGACACUAGACAAACUUGUGGCUCUUGAAUGCCGUAUGGCAUAGAUCGUCUUGUAAACAAGACUAACUCCAAGUUGUCUAUACCAUCUAGGCAAUGUCUAGUCCUAAAACAGAUGCCUAGGAAAACUUGGUGCUCUUGAAUGCUGCAUGACGAUUAGGGGAUCAUUGUCUCCUGCACCUGCACUAUGGUGAGUCAAUAUGGAAACCAGAGUUAGUCAUCCUUCUCUCUCUCCUUUUUUUGUUUGAGCGUCAGAUCUCUCUCUCCGCAGAUCCACUCGCCUAAGCUCGAGUCAGGUGCACGCAGCAGCAAUGUUGCACUUGAGCUCCGUAUUCGCAAUCCUGCCCUUGGCCGUGGCGGUGCUGCUCUACGCUCCCCGCACUGAGGCGUCGGUGCAUGAGUACGCCGGCGAGAAGUUCGUCGGAAAAGGAAAUGCCUUCGUUGUUCACGGAGGAAGUGAGGGGAUUUACUCUUCCGCACCUGCUCUCAACGAGUCCUCCCCCGGAGACUCUUUUAUUCGAUUUGAAAAGAUCACAUUCCGAAGGCCUCUGGAUCUCUCCAACUUCAGCUCGGAAUCAAUUCAUGCAGUCGUGUUCGAGGUUGACGACCGAGAAUUAAUUGGAGGCUCGGCAUAUGGAGGUCAACGAGCCGUGUGCUGCACAUCAGAUCUUGCAAAACUUGGAGUCUGCAAGCAAGGUCAGAUCAUUCACCGCCUGUCGACUAACAAUCCAAGAUGGCCUCAAAUAUUUGGUGCCUCGUUUGAAAUUGACGCGUUGGAGACCACCCUGCAGCCGAGGUCCAUACAGAUCACUAAAACUGGAAUGUACAACCUUUACUUCAUUCACUGUGACCCUAAUCUCAAGGAGAUUUAUGUAGAGGGCAAAACCGUCUGGAAAAACCCAACAGGUUACUUGCCUGGCCGAAUGGCUCCCCUCAUGAAGUUUUAUGGGUUCAUGUCCCUUGCAUUCGUGCUGCUCGGGAUAUUCUGGUUUUCCCAGUACGCGAGGUUCUGGAAAGAGGUUCUUCCUUUGCAGAACUGUAUUACGCUCGUGAUUACCUUGGGUAUGUUUGAGAUGGCUUUUUGGUACUUUGACUAUGCCGAGUUCAAUGAGACUGGAGUGAGGCCGACAGGGACCACUCUAUGGGCUGUCACUUUUGGGAUAGUGAAACGUACUGUGUCGCGACUGAUUAUUCUCAUUGUGUCUAUGGGUUAUGGUGUGGUUCGGCCCACGUUGGGUGGUCUUACGUCCAAGGUUAUUUUGCUCGGUGGGACUUUCUUUGUAGCAUCUGAAAUUCUUGAGAUUAUAGAAAAUGUUGGCACGAUCAGUGAUCUCUCGGGGAAGGCAAGGCUGUUUUUUGCGCUUCCUGUGGCGAUUUUGGAUGCUUUUUUCAUCCUCUGGAUAUUUACUUCCCUCUCUUCGACUUUAAACAAGCUUCAGGCUAGGAGAAUGACUGCUAAGUUAGAUGUUUACAGGAAGUUCACGAAUGCAUUAGCCGUUGCAGUAAUUGUGUCUGUUGGUUGGAUUUGCUAUGAGCUCUAUUUCAAGUCAAAUGAUGUUUACAAUGAGCAAUGGCAGAAUGCUUGGAUCAUUCCUGCCUUCUGGCAAGUCUUGUCAUUCUCUCUCUUGUGCGUCAUUUGUGCUCUUUGGGCCCCAUCACAGAACUCAAUGCGAUAUGCUUACUCUUCUGAAGAUGCCGGUGAAGAGUUUGACAAGGAUGAGACACUGACACUCAUAAAACCAUCUCCAUUGGUCUCAAAGGAUGUAAGAAUUCCUGAACAGAGGUCAGCCGAGAGUGGCAAUGGUAUACCUCAUGCUGAUCUUGAACAAGAAAAAACAGCAUAAAAUUAAAACAUCGUAAAAUUAUGUGUGACCAAAAAUAUUAUUAGGAUACUUUUGUUACCAUUGUCUUGUAGAAAUUCAAAUUACUGAAGGUGGGAAGAGGAGAUAGAAAGCAUCAGGAUUGAAAGUUUGAAUACGAUGUGGAUGUGUUAGAUUUCACUCUCAUUUCAGUGUGUUCUUUCCUAUUGCCUUUUGUUUUAUCUAUAGUUGUUCCAUAUAUAUAUUGAUUGGAAUUUAAUUAUAACCUUAGCAUCAAUGGUUAAAGGCUUAAUUAUUUACAAGUUAAUUUAGUAACAUUUAUUUCAUAAUUAAAAUCUAACUCGACUUUAACUUAAUUCCACUAUCUUUAAUAUUAUUCAUAUAAUUAAAUAAUAUAAACCAACUAUUGUUACAUAGCACA